Molecule: messenger RNA, 2853 nt
Organism: Populus euphratica (Euphrates poplar)
Lineage: Eukaryota; Viridiplantae; Streptophyta; Magnoliopsida; Malpighiales; Salicaceae
Exons: 1
Coding region: 234-635 (133 amino acids)
Biological process (GO): cytokinin biosynthetic process
Source: RefSeq, a predicted model, not a curated record
GAUAGCUUUUAGAAAUAUAUAAAAAUAUACAGAGAAUGAAUAUGUGAUGUCAAAGCUCAUUCUAGCUCACCAUAAAUAGGGAUUUUAUGCAGUCUUCAGAGUAUAAUUUUGUUUCACAACUGUGUCUCUCCCUCGCUUCUUUAGCCUUCCAAGAUAGAUCUAAAGACAGCAAAAAGUAAUUCUCUCAGAAAAGCUCAACCAGACUCCCUUCGUCUCUACCCUCAGCAUCAGAAAUGGAUUCAUACAAACACAUUUUAGGCGCAGAAGGAUGCAGCAGCAGCGAAUCUGGGUGGACAACGUACCUUGCCUCUCCCGUGCAAGAAGAUGAGGAUGACGAGGGCAGUUAUGAUGGUAAUAACUACAAGGCUCAGGAUGUGAGUAAUAAUUAUCACUAUGCUGCUGCUGCUGCUGCUGAUGAAGUCAGUGAUGACUCAAUGGCUUCUGACGCUUCCUCCGGUCCCUAUCACCAAAACACCCAUGAGAACGGUCAUGGAACAGAAAAUUUUAAGCACAACAAGGGUGGUCAUUUCAACCUCCAAUCUUCCUCACCCAAAAAAACGGGGCGGAAGGACAAGAAGGGUGACAAAAACAGUGCUAAAAAGAGCCGGAAACUUGAUACUCACAGAAAACGCUAGUGGUCCUAUUAGCAGAGAGCAAGAUUCUUAAAACUCGACGUCACAGACAGAUGAGAACAUGUAAUUUUUCUCAUAAAUGUUCUUAAAGAGAGGAAACAUAGUCCAGAUAUUUUCUAUCCAAAACUUUUAUGUUCCAGAUUCACUGCUUUCAUGAAAUAAAUUGUGAGGCUGCAGAGUAAAGAGAAACAAAAUAUAGGAACCAUUUCUCAUUUAAUCAUUCUUAUCAGCGCAGAGAACAAAGUUUAUAAAUAUGAUUUACUGACAGUGUUGACUGCAAAAGCACAUGUUGAUCAUUGCAUUAAAAAGUCAUUUCAUUUUGAUACUGCAGCGACCUAUGAGAUUAAUGAGCAUAUGCAGUGUACAGUGUCUGAGGGGUAAGAGGUUGAGCACAUUCUGAUGUAUAAAAAUGAAAUGCAGUUUUUACAUAUGAGCAUAUGCGCGCUUGGAAAUGAAUUAAGUAUUAGUCAACAGCUUGUGCUCUUCUGGGAAAAACUAAGUUCCUUUGUCUUUUUUCCCUUGGGCAGGAGGAAAGCGAAGAGAAGAUCAGCACAGAAACAAAAUGCGAGUACUGAAUAUUGAUUUGGUUGAUUGAGGUUCAAGAAUAAAAUGAUUCCAUAUUAGUUUACAAGAAAACAUUACUUUGGCAGCAGAAACUUAAAGAUAUAGUGCAUUGUAUAUUGCGUCCAUUAUGUCUUUGUGUGCGCAUGCUAUGAAUCAACAGGGUAUGUUGUGCUGGAAAGAAGAGUGAUCAACCUAGAAAGACAAACGCCAACCAUGGUGAGCAACAAGCACAUUCUAGUGACAGAAUAAUGGCACCAAUCUGCAAGCGAGGGGGGUACAAGCGCAACAGCUAGGAAACUGCAGAGCAUGGGCUGUGCCUCAAAAGCAAAACAACAUUACAAAAAGCACUCCAUAAAAUCUGGCAUCAUUGGUUUAAAAAUAAAACAUGUAUUCAGGAAGCCUCUACUCUUCAAAUGAAAACAAAGAGCAAAAUAUAUAAAAUUAGCAUAUUUUAUGAAAGACAGACAAGAACAAAACGAAUAUAUAUAUAUAUAUACAUGAAAACACUAAAGAGCUGUUAGCACCGCUAAUUAAAAGACAAGAGACUUAAUCAAGUUCACUGCUCCUCAUCACCAAUAAUACAAAGGGUUGCAAUCACUUUUACAUAAAGUUUUGUCCUCCAGUUUAUGGCAUUUAAUCAACUUUUUUUCUCAACAGCACGUCAACAGAAUGCAGCUGUAGAAAAUAAAAGUCAACGAAGUGAAUAUCUGUCCUUCCUUCCCUUAAGCUUGGACUAUAUGACUAAAUGAAAAGGGCAAUCAUCCCUUGCAUUCAAUUAUUGAAUUGUAGCAUGCCAAGGAAUCUUCUGUAUUGGGGAAAAUGAUAUAGUUAAUAAUUGUAGUAAUAAUGCAAAUGAACAUAUAAUUGGGGCAACACACAACCUUCUUCAUUAUAAUUAUAGAAGCGAUAACCGACUAUUGUACUAUUACUUCUAGAUCAUUAGCAUAACUUUUCUGUUUCUGAAAAAAACCAGAUGCAAGAGAUGUUUCAAGAUAAGAUUGUUACUUCGUAAAAGGUUAGCACGGGUUUAAUUGGAUAAAUGAUGACAGAAUUCAAGUGAUAGUUGCAGCAUUGAAUAUAUACAUUUUGCUUGCCUAUAGUCAUUACAAAAACAGCCAAACCCUGAGUUUCAUCCCCUCAAAAUGCCUUUUUUGAUCAACAACUACCACACAUACGGGUUAUUUUAUGUCUUUUAUUUGAAUAAUUUCAAAAUUCAUCACGUAUUCAAUAACUCAAUUAUCUAAAUAAUCAUAGUAUUAAGGUGAAUGAAUAUGUUUUAACUGGACGCCAGUUUAGAAUUUCAGAACCUGACUACAAAAGACAUCCCUGCUAUUAAAUAAGGUAGAAGAUUUACACGAUCCCCCAUCAUCUGGUGGUUGGCUCUCCUCUGUUCUUAUAGAAGGCAACCAAAUCUAGGACCUCAUGUAAAAAUUAGGCACAACAAAUUCAAAUGUAAAGUUGAAAAGUAUAAACCAACAUCAAGUGGACGGCAAUAUUGUAAAGUAAAUAUAUUGUUGGUGAAGAGCAAAUAAAGAAAAUAACACCAAAAGAGAAAUUAUUGUUCAAACAUCUGAUUUCAUACUCUUAUUGCUCAAAAGCACCAUUAAAUAUCUCUUUAAAAUGAAAUGGGGCUACAAGCUUGGAUGAGGAAUCCGGU